This is a messenger RNA of Acanthosepion pharaonis, 1017 nucleotides long. The record is from the annotation of a GenBank genome assembly. NCBI's taxonomy places the organism in Eukaryota, Metazoa, Mollusca, Cephalopoda, Sepiida, Sepiidae.
AUGGCAGCUAAAAAGAUAAAACUAGAACAGGAUAAGGAAUUGAAGAUUUUUAAAGAACAACAGAAGCAAGAUAUGAAACUUUUAAAACAAGAACAUGAUUUGCUUCCAAAAGGAAGCAAGAAAGAAGCUUUUCGUAAACGUAAAGAAGAAAAGGAAAUUGAACAAUCAGAAAAGGAACGUCAAUUCUUGGAAAAUCAACGUGAACGUAUGGAAAAACACAUGAAACAGUUAGCUGACCAGCACAGACAGAAGAUUGCUCUAUUAGAGAGUCAGUACUUACAACAGAAACAGCAAUUAUUACGAGCUCGAGAAGCUGCUCUAUGGGAAAUGGAGAAAAACCAAUUGCAUGAUAAACAUCAGCUUGCUAAAGGACAGCUAAAGGACCUCUUCUUCUUAAAACGCCACCAAAUGCUCAAUCGGCACCAAAAGGAAAUUGACCAGAUGAAGAGAAGCAAUCAAGCUAAAGAGGAGGAGGCUCAACGGUACCAACUUCUGGACAAGAAACGUCAUCCGAAAGUAAUUAAAAACCAGUCCAAAGUGCGGGCACAGAUGUUCAAACAGAGUCUUCGUCUGAGCACAGUUGGAUCUCCUGAGGAAGACCGACUCAAGAUGAAACAGUUUGAAGAGAAUGAGAAGAAGAGAAUGAAAUCUGAAGCUGCUCGGUUGGAAGCAAAACAUAAAAAGCAGUGGGAGAAACUUUUACUUGAUAAUGAAACUGCUCUUAGAGAACUUGAGCAAUUACAGGCUGAAAAGCGCAAGAUGUUGAUGGAACAUGAAACACAGAAAAUUAAAGAAUUGGAUGACCAGUACCAGAAUGAACUCAGGGAAUGGAAAAGUCAACUGGUUCCCAGGAAACAGAAAUUGGAAGAAGAGUUUUUCCAUCAAAAGGAAGACCAAGAGAAAUUCUAUGGUAGCGCCCUGAGUUCUGGAGAUGGCCCUACUUCUCACUCCACUCUCAGUCCAGGAAGUCUACGAAAGAAGGACCCUUCGUCUGCCCGACAUUCUACAAUCAUUUAA